Molecule: messenger RNA, 9165 nt
Organism: Acinonyx jubatus (cheetah)
Lineage: Eukaryota; Metazoa; Chordata; Mammalia; Carnivora; Felidae
Gene: SLC36A1
Product: solute carrier family 36 member 1
Exons: 10
Coding region: 3494-5017 (507 amino acids)
Biological process (GO): proton transmembrane transport; proline transmembrane transport; L-alanine transport
Cellular component (GO): vacuolar membrane
Molecular function (GO): glycine transmembrane transporter activity; L-proline transmembrane transporter activity; L-alanine transmembrane transporter activity
Source: RefSeq, a predicted model, not a curated record
UUCAUAUCCAACAGUUGGGAGCUAGCGAAGCAAAUUAUUAUAUCAAUAUAAUGAUGGACUGUUAUAUUGCAACUACACAUCAUUAGUGUGUGUACUUUACGGAUUCAGGGAAUAGUAGAUAUGAAAUAAGUGGGGGAAAACCUUCAAAUAAUGAGAAUAUUGCUAACUAAAAAUAGUUUAUGUAAGGAAAAAAAGUAAAAUUUAUUAAGAUUAUACAGAUAGUUGAUAUUUCACUGCAAUUUUGGUUGAAUGUAUAUUUAAAGAAAAAAAUUUUUUCCCACCGCACGUGUAGACUUUUCUUACUUUGUAGUGUUCACCCUUUUGGGUCUAAGUAUCUAAUGAAGAUUUUGAGUUUGUGUUGAUGGGCCACACAUAAUGUAUAAACUCUCUUCUUUGUCCUCAAGAGCCUAAAAUAAAGGACAAGCUUGUCUUGAAUUCUCACAUAUUUUGCCCCUCAUUUAAAAGUUAACAGGUGCUAUUAAAAUCUCCCACAGGGCAGAAAUCUCAAUUGCACAAUAGACUUGGAAACCAGGUUUCAUCAAAGGGAGCCCAGAGGCAGGGUGGCCUUGGAGGCUAGCACUCAGUGUGGACAGCUAGAGAGCAAGAGGAGGCUGCCUUGACGGCCAGAAAGAGCGAUAGAAGGAACUCCGAGGAGUGACUGCCCGCACCCUCUAGAGCACUUGGACCCCUCCUUCACCGCUCUGAGAAAGGUCUUCUGCUUGGACUUUCCCAGGGGUGGGGAACACAUUGUCUCCCAGAGCAGUCUGUUCCAUUGGACAACUCCUUCUGAUAAAGGCUCUUCCUUAUGUCUAGCCACAGGCCUGCCUCCCUCUACUUCCUAGCUCCUGACCCUCUUUCUGACUCAUCUUUGAGGUCCCACAGGACAAGUGUUACCCAUAGGACAGCUUUUGGAAGCAGUUUUUAUACCUCCCAAGUUGCUAGUUCUCCAGGUUGAACUUUCUCAUUGCUUCUAGUCGUUCCUCAUUUACGUGUUUUCCACUCCCUCCUCCUGUUGGUGGUGAGCCCUCACUAUACCACAGUUUAGCAUUGUUUAUAGUGUACUGCCUGGAACAGAAUAUCGUGCGUGGCAAAAACAGUGCUGUCGACUACCGGGGGUUCUCUCUCAUCCUAGUGCAACUUAGAAUUAGCUUAUUUGGCAUCUGUUAUUAAAUCGUUGACUUCUGUUGAGCUGAUCAUCAGCUAAAACCCGUAAAUAGUGUUCAUUUUUUCUUUUCAGCAUGCAUGCCGUGGCCAAGCCACAUCUCCCACGUCCUGUGGUUGUUUCUCAGACUUCAGAUCUAUAGAUUUCAGCUUCUUUUUUUGAGCAGUUUCUUACCAAUAUUGUGCUGUGGGUAACUUCAGUUUUUAUAUACAACAUAAAGACACCUCUUUGCAGUAUUUGAAAUAAAUUGAGCAUCUGUGCCAAGUAAUCAAUAGAGUAGUUUCCUGGUUGUUGGGGAGGAGUAGGGGGAUUUGUCAGUCCCCGUAUUCUGUCCCUUCUCCCUCAGUAAUAUGCAUGAGUCACCUGGAUGGCUCUAUUCCUCAGACACUUGGUAUGUUGGAAAAGAAAUUCUCUUCUGUUUGCAUAAAUAAUUAGUUGAUUUUUGGAAUACUGGAGCUAGAGAGAAGCUGACAGAUCUUUCAGUUCAGUGCCCUCUACCCCUUUCUGCACAUUUGGGAUAAAAGAAUUGUUCCAAGUUAGUAAGGAAACUGGCGAGAGAGGCAGGCUUAGAACCCAGGCCUUCCGCCAUACGUAGAACCUGACCUAUUAGCUCUUGCCUAAAUAGCAGCUUUCAACUGUCAUGUUAAGAUAUUUUACAGAUUUUCUCCCCCUGAUCCUCUUAUGAGUUUAAUUGCCCUAGAACUAGAAGACUUCUUUGAAUCCCUCUGGCUUGUGAGUAAAUGAUGCCCUCUUAGGUAUUUAACAAAGUCGCCCUAGUGGUGAAGCUGGGCAGGAUCCUCUGGGAGACUUCCACAGCCCUUACUGGCUUUCUGCCAGGUGCUUUCCCUGUGGGGUUAUGUGGGUCCUCUCUCCAUUACACUUGGGAGAAAAUGAGAUCACCCUGGAUCUCCUAGGUGCCAGAGUAGGGCCAGUUUCCAAAGAGUCCCCUGGGACUUGACCUGUGGGAACACUCAGCACAGAGCUGUCCUCUGGCAGCUAGUGUUGGGGGCUAGGCAAGAUGGUAUCGUGAUGCCCGUCAUUCCUGUCUCCUUACCAGGUAUCUGAGACAGCACGUCAGGCUCCGGGGCUUAGGCUGGGGAAGAGCCCACUCACAGGGAGGCAGGUAUGCCAGUCUGCCAGUGUCAGAAGGAUUUUUAUUUGUAAUCUUCAAUGUACGUGUACCUUCCUUUCCUCACUCGAUUGCAGAUUCUUGGAGGGCAGGAAGUUGGCUUCCUUUCAUUGUAAUAUUCCCUCAUUGCCAGUGGCAGUGCAUUCAGUAGAUGUUUCCAGGUUCGGGCAGGGCAGCACAAUAUACGUUUCCUGCUUUGCUGCUACCUGGCUGUAGCAGACAGGUUCCUUCAUCGUUCUGGGAUUGAUUCUGCAUCUGUCAAAUGCAUAGUUUGUGGAGCGACCUCUGAGGGCUCUUUUAGUGUAGCGCCUAGGAUUCUGGAGGCUUCCAGAACUGCCCAAAUGUAUCCUUCUGGUGUAGCUCAGAGGAGUCGUUGUUCUUCUCUUUUCUGUGGUAGCAUUACUGAGAAAAUCCACUCUGGGGACAAUACCCUCGCCAUCUUUCCCCAACACACAACACAAAGGGUUUUUUCUUUCACCAUCUUUAAAACGUUGGCAAAUCCGUAACAAUAAAAACAAGGGGAGUUGUGGAGGGGAGGUCUUGAGAUGAGGGCCAAUGGAGAGCCCUCUCAUGCUCCUGCUCUUCCUCUGAGCUGCUUGCCUUUCAGGCUGGUUGCAAGAAAAGGGGAUGGGGGUCGCUGGUGACCUCCAAAAAGUACAGGCCGGGCCAGAGGGCAUGGUGGAGAGGGAGAGGAAGUCAGCUGUGGCUCUGGAACCUGGUGGGGAAUCUGAGCAGGCUUGGAUGAUUUGGAGGGGGUUCCUUGAAUGCAACAGAGUCCUUUUUCUAAUGCACGCAGAAGAAAAAUAAGAUGCAGUGAGGGAUAUUCAGGUUCCCAUCCUCUGAGAGCUUGCUCCUGGGGAAGAUGGGCAGAGAUACCAUAUAACUGUUGUUCAAGGUUCAAAGAAAUUAGCUCAAAGGAGGGGAUAGUUACUCCCAACCUAAGGAACGGGGAAGGCUUCCUGAAAGCACCUGUCUGCAUCUUACCCACCCAUCCCGGGCAGUGCCUCACCUUUGCUCUGUCCAGGUAUGCGGUGGCAAAUUUAGAAAUUUAUGAGUGGGGCACUAACUGGAAAGGUUGGGAGACAGAAGCUGAGUGAGCUCAGCCCGCCCAUGUGUACUUUGCACUUUUUCCAUUUCCCUUGGUAUCAGGCACUGUCACUGUACUUAAUUCAUAGUGCAGCUGUCACUGAGCUGUUGUGACCAUGGCUGCUCCUGCCCCAGAGCCCACCACAGGCUUGGAGCUAAAGGCCCCGGCCUCUGGAGGUCUUAGCGCUGACCCUGUCCCUCCAGCUACCAUGUCCACGCAGAGACUUCGGAACGAGGAUUACAAUGACUACAGCUCCACGGACGUGAGCCCAGAGGAGAGCCCAUCCGAAGGCCUAAACAACUUCUCUUCCCCUGGCUCUUACCAGCGGUUUGGGGAAAGCAACAGCACAACAUGGUUCCAGACUUUGGUCCACUUGCUAAAAGGCAACAUUGGCACUGGCCUCCUGGGGCUGCCUCUGGCAGUGAAGAAUGCAGGCAUCUUGAUGGGUCCCCUCAGCCUGCUGGUGAUAGGCAUCGUGGCUGUGCACUGCAUGGGUAUCCUGGUGAAAUGUGCUCACCACUUCUGCCGCAGACUGAACAAGCCCUUUGUGGACUAUGGGGACACAGUGAUGUACGGACUGGAAUCCAGCCCCAGCUCCUGGCUCCGGAACCACGCGCACUGGGGAAGGCACCUGGUGGACUUCUUCCUGAUUGUCACGCAGCUGGGGUUCUGCUGUGUCUACUUUGUCUUUCUGGCUGACAACUUUAAACAGGUGAUCGAAGCGGCCAAUGGGACCACCAACAACUGCCACAACAAUGAGACUGUGAUUCUGACGCCCACCAUGGACUCCCGACUCUACAUGCUCACCUUCCUGCCCUUCCUGGUGCUGCUGGUUUUUGUCAGGAACCUCCGAGCCCUGUCCAUCUUCUCUCUGUUGGCCAACAUCACCAUGCUGGUUAGCCUGGUUAUGCUCUACCAGUUCAUUGUCCAGAAUAUCCCAGACCCCAGCCGCCUCCCCUUGGUGGCUCCCUGGAAGACCUACCCUCUGUUCUUUGGCACGGCCAUUUUUGCGUUUGAAGGCAUUGGGAUGGUUCUGCCCCUUGAAAACAAAAUGAAGGAUCCUCAGAAAUUUCCGGUCAUCCUGUACAUGGGAAUGGCCAUCAUCACCGCCCUGUACAUCAGUCUGGGGUGCCUGGGGUACCUGCAGUUUGGAGCUAACAUCCAAGGCAGCAUAACCCUCAACCUGCCCAAUUGUUGGCUGUACCAGUCGGUCAAGCUGCUCUACUCCAUUGGCAUCUUCUUCACCUACGCCCUCCAGUUCUACGUCCCGGCCGAGAUCAUCAUCCCCUUCUUCGUGUCCCGCGUGCCCGAGCACUGCGAGCUGGUGGUAGACCUGUUCGUGCGCACUGUGCUGGUCUGCCUGACGUGCGUCUUGGCCAUCCUCAUCCCCCGCCUGGACCUGGUCAUCUCCCUGGUGGGGUCCGUGAGCAGCAGCGCCCUGGCCCUCAUCAUCCCGCCCCUCCUGGAGAUCACCACCUACUACUCGGAGGGCAUGAGCCCCAUCACCAUCGCCAAGGACGCCCUGAUCAGCAUCCUGGGCUUCGUGGGCUUUGUGGUGGGGACGUAUGAGGCCCUCUACGAGCUGAUCCAGCCAAGCAGUGCUCCUGUCUUCAUCAACUCCACCAGUGCCUUUGUAUAGCGAUCUGCCCGCCCCGCCCCUGUGUGUUCCCCAGCCCCUGGCCCCAGAGCCUCAGCUAGGGUCCGGGCUCUGGGGAAAGGCGAGGUUGCUGUCCAGGAGCCCCUCUACCCGGCAGCUGGGUGCCCUGGGCCAGGUAGGGCUGAGGGCACAGGAGAGAGUGGGUAGCAGAUAUGCAGAGGCCCCUCUUAGUGGCAGGGCCACCCCUGUUCAUUUGUACUUACAUUAACCCAGAACUUUGCAACUCUUUUCCCUCAUCCUGUCUCCUCCCUUACCUGCCUCCCUCCUUCUGACCCACCUCACCCAAUUAUUCCUGUUGCACAGCUCACUUUAUUUAAAAAUCUUAGCAUCCCCCACCUCCUGUUUUCUCCUUUCCAGGCCCAGGCCUGGAUUAAAUGAGUGGGAAGGCUGGGCCUCUCUCUUUCUCAUACCUCUCCCAGAUAUUUUACCUCAGUUUCCUCCAACCUGUUCAAGUCUCCAGGAGGUGCCUGGACCUACCUAGUAGUUAAAAACCAGCCUUCCAGAGCUGGAGCUUUUAAUCUUUACUCUCUCUGCCUGUGACCCUUGGCAACACCUCCUCCAAAUUCCUCGUGUGGGUCACAGUGUUGUAUUCUUAGAUGCUUUAGCUUCUGAAAGAUAUCAAGUCCUGCCUAAAUUGAAAAUAUUUAUAUUUUAUUUAAAAUUAGCUUCUGUUUUUAGAUUGUCUCUAGAUCUGGGGUUAUUGUGGAUUGUUUCUUCCUCAGUAAGCUUUUACUAGGUUUCUCCUGCUGAAAAGAAACUUGCUCUAGGAAAUGUGUGCUUAGGUCCUCAGCACCCUUGUCUGAGUACCCCAGAGGUUUUAAUCAGGAUCAUUUUCACGUGUACCUCUGUGGGGAGGUAUGGACUUUGCCUCCCACUGACCAGCCUGGUUUCAUAUUGAGAAGACACGCAGGACUCAGGAUAUGUUUGCCAGUGCACUGGGCCGAGGAAGGAUGGCCGAGUGGGAUGUGCUGCUUUCCGCAGGAGGCUUAUAAAAUGGUCGCGUCGUGCGCUGAGGCCCCCGACAGGCACAUGGCACGCUAGUGUUCAGUUGCCAGCACGUCGGGAGGACACCCACACUUCGCCGUGGAUGAGAAGACGGGGCCAGUGAGCACAGAGCGUGAAGUUCAGUUCACAGAAUUAAGAAGCAGCUGGUCUGACACUACACGUGGUGCUUGGUUGUUUACAAUCAACGGGGGACAGGCCGGAAGCAGCUCCCCACCCCGGGCUGCCUCCACGACCUGGACUUCUUCUAAAGGGAACCACUCGGUAGGGACUUCGGUCCCCUAUGUUUUAAACACUAAUCGUGACCCCGUCCCUCCCCCCGCAUGCCUCCCUGAGUGUCAGAAAUAGCCUCCGUGUUGGCUCACCUCAAGGCCAGCCUUCAGAUUUGGGAACAAACUGUGGAGAAAGCAGAGAAAGGUUCGUGGCCUUGCUUUUGGCUGCCUUUUUUCCCGCCUGUUGGUGUGAGAAGUAUUUCAGAAGGCAUUCAUUAAGUCUCCAUUCCCUGAGCUCUGUGUGUGUGUGUGUGUGUGUGUGUGUGUGUGUGUGUUCAUGUGUGUGCAAUAGGGUCCUGCUGUCCUCCUCUCCUGUCACCAGGCCGUUUCUGACCUGGAGACACAGUUCACCCUGAAAGUUGGAGAGCAGCGUAGCUUCAUCAGGGUCCUGUUUGUUUGUGUUUCCCCAAAGCUUGUAAGGGCUCUGACCACCCCCGUCCCCGCCCCCAGCCUGGCUUUUUCUUUCUCUUCUGUUCCAAAGCCAAAUUCUCAUUGCAAUGACUCCCAGCCUACUAAUAAUUUAUGAACUUAGGGAGAUGGGAUCACUUGUGACUUGGUCUCCAUUAGGAGAAUGACGGUUUUCACCCACCCUUUCUGUGGUCACCAGUAGGUGCUUAUGGGACUCAGAUUCUAGCUGAAGGGGGCAGCGGCCCUGCCCUGUGAAACCUCAGGCGCAGAAGGUACCAAAGAGCGUUCAAGAGUUGCGCUCAUCUGUUUGCAAGCCCUGGGCUCCAGCCGUCUUUCCACGGCAGUCCUGAGAGUUGUUUUCAGUGAGAAGGCACAGGCCAGAAGAAGGGAAGCAGAUCUGUGUCCUGCCCACAGCCUCUGUGCUGGAGGCCUCUGUAACUCAGGGAGCUGCUAGAGGCCAUCCUGUCCGGUGGGUAGCAAGACUUGACCUGAGGACUGGGUGGCACAAAACAGUGGUCCUCUGGUCCCAGGUCUUAGCAAAAUGCAGACUACUGUUUCAGGGUCCCUGGCCUAGAAAACGUGUGUGGGAGAGACGGCACCACUAGCUUUGGGGCUUCUGGAAGCUAAUUUGGCACAGCCUUGUCCCCAUUUGAUCUUUUUCCUGUGCUCCUGCUGCUUCAGAAGAGCCAGGCAAGGGGGGCCCUGUCCAUGGGCCUUUCCGGUUGUGAGGUUGUCAAGUAAAGGGUCAGCCAGAAGAUGGAGGGUAGGGGGAAGCAGCCCUCUGGGCCAGCUCAGGAUAGCUUGCUCUUCUGCCCACAAGGCUUCUGCAGUCAGGGGUCCUUCCCUGGUUUCUGUCCAUGCCUCAUCAGGAACCAGCUGCCCAGCCUCUCCCUGUGCCCUGCUCUGGCCCCUGGUGAAGCAGGCCCAGCAUACACAGAAGUCUGAUUAGGGGCAACGAGGCUCUCGAGUGUGAGGCUGCAUCUGCCGGGCCAAACGCAAACCGUGGGAUUCUCGGGCCGAUACUGUUAGGCUCUGUGCCCCUCCCCCAGCCACCCCAAGUGCAGCCUCAGAUUUCCAGUAGCCCCGAGGUGGCUUCUCAGAGCCCCUUGUUUUGUUUUUGUUUUUGCUUUUGUUUGCAAACGCUGCUCUUAGGAGGUUUCCACCUCUCUGUCAGCAGCGUACCUCCCCUCAAAUGGCUGGGAAGAGCAUGAUCUGUCAUCUUGUGUGUAGUUUUCUGGAAGUUGUCACCAUUCACAAGUGUCAUUAUUUGUAUAUUGUGCUGCUGUCUGGCUGCUAGGAGCCCUUCGUCUGCACAAACCCGGGCCAGAUGCGUAUGAAUGUGUGGCGUAUCUUAGCUCAGAACCUGCAGCUUCCGCCCUCCCUCUCUGCCACUCACCUCUCUGGCCAGAUUCAUUGGCUGGUGCUCACUGCUCACUCUACCCCCAUGAAAGGUACAAUCUGCAGUUUAUUCACUUGUCUUCAAGUGAUGAUCCCAGAAAGGAACAUGGGGAAAUCUUUCCUCCGCCCCCAUUCUCCUGGCUUACUUUCUUCUUCCCAAACGUCUCCCUUCCUGAAUUGUAGAAUAUCUACUCUGUAUAACACUACAUAUUCACCUCAUGUUUUUUGGAAGUGCAAAAUCUCAAUUUGUGUCUGUUUACAGCUCUCUCUAUUCACUGCUCACAGCAAAGGGGUCUGUAUCAGUGGCUUGUAUUUCGCAGCCGAUCAGAUGUUAAGGCGAGCCCCCAGUAUUGGCCCCGGUCCGAACCCGACGCCACUUCCUGACAGCGGAGGCACAUGGUACAAGUCGUGUGACCUUGUGAUUAGGGAGUCGGCUCCAAGUCUGCCUUAGAAUUAAAUUUUCCAAAGUACAUUACAAAUCUCCAAGACCGUUAGGGGAAAGGAGAGGGUGUGGCUUGUCUUUGAAAUCAUGGUCAAUACUUUUAGACAAUUUAAUUAGUCCUGCUGGUUGCAGGGCUGUGUGCUCCGACAGCAUCGGCUUGUGGUAUUUCUUCCCUGUUCUUUGUACCACCGGGUCAUUAUCUGGCCGGGGUAUGUAAGUGGUGCUGAUAUGUGGCCACCAGAACGGGGGGGCGGGGAAACGAGGGUUGAGGGUGCCUGCUGUAAGCCGUGUUCUUUUGUUGAAAUCAAGGCGAUGCUGGGGAAGCUGUUUUUAGUGAACAACGAAUUUAUGUGACUCUUGUAAACCAUGUCGAUGAAUGUGCAAAUAAGACGAAUAUGAAAAACUGCCAUCCAACAGGUGUUGGUAACCAGACGGUACCGUGUAUAUUAUACCGUGUAUGUGCCUACAUGGGUGUCAUUUCUCACAGGGUAUGUGUAGAGAGGUAGAUCAUGCAGGAGCUCAUAGAAGAAUUUGUUUUGGGUUCUGCACUUGGAUCAUGUGUUAAACUUUUCCUUCCUCAAUAAAUGAAUUUUAUUUUUUAUUUUUGA